AUGAGCUCCGAGCAGUUGGUGUACGACGUGGAGAAAGGCAGCAAAAUGGUCGCGGCGCACCCGUCGCGCCAAGAUAGCCACUGGAAGUGCCUGAGCAUCUGCUCUUUCCUGCUCCUCGUUGGGGCCGUCACUGUUUUCACUCUGCUGCAGUUUGGAGCGUUUGGGUCCUCAGCAGACCAGAACUCUAAAGAAAACGGGAACCCGUUCCCUGCUAGACUAUCAGAAUUUCAAAACUGCUUUGAGGAACAAACCCUGAUCCGACAACAAUUUCUCUUUGCAGAAGGAAUGCCCCAGACGCUGAGAGUGCGAGCGGCUGCAUCUGGGAAACCUGCUAUCCAUGCCAUCGCAUCCAGAUCUCACCUUGACAAUCUAAUCUGGAUUACUGGGUUGUUACCUGCCAUGGAUAGGAACAUGAAGCUCGACAAGACGGAGAACGCGCUCGUGGUGCCUUCCACUGGACUCUAUUUUGUCUACUCUCAGCUCUUGUUCCAUGGAGAAAACUGCAGAGAACACUCUGAAAGCCCUCUGCUGCUCACCCACACCAUCUCUAGUAAGUCCACAACGUUCGGACGGACCACGGUGGACUUGAUGAAGACAGUCAAAUCCGUCUGCGAGAGUGAAAACACCAGCCAAGGUCAUAACAAGCUCUGGUUCGAGUCCAUCUAUCAAGGAGGUGUUUUCCAGCUACAAGAAGGAGAUAAGCUGUUCUCAAACACAGAAUCCACCAAAUACCUGGACAGGGAUCGAGAAGGACAGCUGUAUUUUGGGGCCGUAGCCCUGGAUCUGUAUUAAAAGACCAUUUCAAUUCACACUUAACACAACCCACUUUCCUCUGACUCUCGUCCCACCAUUCAAAAUGCAAGCCAUCUUUGUACCCUCAUUUCUCCAGCACGUGACUGUUCCCUGAGGCUGUGGAGGAACUUCUCAGAGGUUGCAGAAAAACCAACAGAAAUGAGGGUGGAGGAUGAAAUCCUUUUUCUAAGCGUGACAAUUUCCACAUGGCAACCAAAGAGACAAAACUGUGUGUGGUAUGAGAGGACUUGAUGAUCAAGAGUGAUUAUUGUCUUUUGAAAUUAUUAAUAAU
Messenger RNA from Sphaerodactylus townsendi, 1084 nucleotides. Its product is annotated as tumor necrosis factor-like. Gene Ontology annotation, biological process: immune response; tumor necrosis factor-mediated signaling pathway; positive regulation of transcription by RNA polymerase II. The record is from RefSeq and is a predicted model, not a curated record. Bases 1 to 792 code for a protein of 263 amino acids. The transcript is spliced from 4 exons. Gene Ontology annotation, molecular function: CD40 receptor binding; tumor necrosis factor receptor binding; cytokine activity. NCBI's taxonomy places the organism in Eukaryota, Metazoa, Chordata, Lepidosauria, Squamata, Sphaerodactylidae. Gene Ontology annotation, cellular component: membrane; cell surface.